Molecule: messenger RNA, 2356 nt
Organism: Solanum dulcamara
Lineage: Eukaryota; Viridiplantae; Streptophyta; Magnoliopsida; Solanales; Solanaceae
Product: FAD synthetase 1, chloroplastic-like
Exons: 7
Coding region: 1415-2275 (286 amino acids)
Biological process (GO): C-terminal protein methylation; riboflavin biosynthetic process
Cellular component (GO): endoplasmic reticulum
Molecular function (GO): FMN adenylyltransferase activity; protein C-terminal S-isoprenylcysteine carboxyl O-methyltransferase activity
Source: RefSeq, a predicted model, not a curated record
UUUCAAUUAGUACCGGUGUGAUGUUCAUGAAAAAAAAUGGUGUGAAAAUACGGAGGAAGACUGAGGGCAAAAAAAAAUUUGGAAAUUUUGGAAACUAAUUUUGUGAAUUACUAGUAAGACUUAUAGUUGGGCUCAAAAUAAUAAUAAUAAUAAGGAAUAAGAGAAAUUAGGGCCCAAUACAUGAUAUGGCCCAAGCCUUGAAAAUUUAGUUCAUUAAUUAUAUUGGCCCAUCAUCUAUUUAGUAUAUGUGUCUCUAGAAGUUUCAAGACUUCCAAAGAGAGCUAAGUCAUCUUCCAAGAGAAGAAGAGACCGAUACUAGAGGAAGAAAAGGGAAAAAAUUUCAAGUUUUUCAACUUUGAUCCAAAAAUCUUGUCUUCUUGAAUUCUUGUCAAGUUCGAGGCCCUCUUCAACGUGGUAUAAUUAAUUGAGCGAGAAAAUUUCAUUUGUGGCAAGUCGAAAAUUGAAGAAAAGAUUUUGGAAGAAACGGGAUUUGAAUUUGAGUGAGCGUAAGAAGCGGAUAAGGUAUAGAUGUUCUGGAUCCAUCGGCGUAGGCUGCAUACCUUCUUCUACUACAGAGUGCUCUAUUGACUCGGAGCCGCAUUUUGAGCCUCUGGACGCCUCUAUGUAGCUUGGCAUGCUUGCUUGACGAAACCAUAUUCUCCUUUGGUUAAAAGCCGAUCCUAGGUCCUCAUCCCUCAACUCUAUCUAACUCGAUACGUUGGGCAUCAUCCUUGGUCUCCUUACCAAAUAUUCUGGUUCUAUCCACUCCCGAAAUAGACUCUAAAGUUUCUUGAAACACACACAAAUUAAUUUUUCAAAAUGGUUGUAACUACUAAGAUUUUUAUUUAUCCCGACACAACUCCUGAAAUCACUGGAAUGCACACUAAAAAUACAUUUAAAACAACUAAGUAAUUUCCAAAGUUGCUGGUACAUCAAAUGUAACACCCAAAUUUUUUUUAAGAAAAAAAAUAUUUUUUAUUUUGUUACUUUUUCGGGUGAUCUGACUUCGGGAGGCCAUAAACCGAUCAGAAUUUGGAAAUUUGGGAAAACUCCUCAAUUGAGAGUUGUAGAUAAUUGAAAUACCUUUCCAACAUAGGUCAUGUGCUUAUAUAUGACAUUGGAAUAAAAAGUUAUGGACAUUAUAAGGCAGAAGGGUCAACAUGGACAGAAAAUUCGGCCCAACCCGAUUCCAAGUCGAGUCAGGCCCAUAUUUCUUACCAUGUAAGGGGUAAUUUCAGCCUUAUUUCUUCUAUUUCAUACCAGAACAUCAUAUCGAGAGAGAGAGAGAACUUCUAGGCUAAGAAGUCAUUUUUGACCCAAAUCCGAGUUCUAAAUUCCAAAGCUCGUGAAGAGAAAGGCGUUGCACGUUGCAUUGUCUUCACUUUGAGCUCAAAAUCAGCGAAGGAGUGUAUUGAUGUGGUUGCUUUACACUGAAGGUGGGAUAGUAGCUCUGGGGAAGUUUGAUGCACUCCAUAUUGGUCACCGCGAGCUUGCAAUUCAAGCAGCAAAGAGAGGAAUUCCGUUUCUUCUUUCAUUUGUUGGAAUGGCGGAAGUACUUGGAUGGGAACCGAGGGCUCCCAUUGUUGCUGAAUGUGAUCGCAAAAGGAUUCUUUCGUCUUGGGCUCCUUAUUGCGGUAAUGUAAUGCCAAGGGAACUCCAGAUAGAUUUUUCAAAAGUUCGAUAUCUUACGCCUUGUCAAUUUGUGGAGAAGCUGUCCAAAGAGCUGGGAGUACGAGGAGUUGUUGCUGGCGAGAACUAUCGUUUUGGAUAUAGAGCUGCUGGUGAUGCAUCGGACCUUGUGAAGCUCUGUGAAGAGUAUGGAUUAGAGGCUUAUAUAAUCAAUUCUGUCAUGGACACAAAUCAAAUUUCUGGAGCCUUAAACUCUAAUGACGGAAAGGAGAGAGGGCAAGUAUCAUCUACUCGUGUUAGGUAUGCCCUUGACAAGGGAGACAUGAAAUAUGUGUCAGAGCUGUUAGGUCGCAACCAUCGUCUUGUUUUAAUGAUGGAAGACCAAGAAAGGUUUACUAGUGAGAGAAAUAGGCUGUCAGCUCCAAAGUCUUGUUUGUUGAAUCUUGCACCCAAGGAAGGUCUUUAUGAGAAUUGUUCAGUUUUGAUUGACAAGAAUGAUAUGCCCUGCAGAGUAAUUGUUGAUACAACAGAUAUUCAUUUGGAAUUCUAUGAGGUAGCUAAUUUUUCCUGUGUUACUUCUCAAGACUUAAAGAUAUUAGGUAUUGAAUUUGGUAGUCCAGAGUUAGAUGGGGUUCAAAUUUUGUAAUUCAUUCCCUAUAAUUCGUUAGUGCAACCAUUUCUGAAUGUCCUUCAGUCUUUAAGUAUGAGUAUGAUUCUCUUUAAGCGA